Molecule: messenger RNA, 786 nt
Organism: Lentinula edodes (shiitake mushroom)
Lineage: Eukaryota; Fungi; Basidiomycota; Agaricomycetes; Agaricales; Omphalotaceae
Exons: 1
Source: RefSeq, a predicted model, not a curated record
AUGAAGCAUUCAUCUGGAGCUUUUCAUGAUAGUAAUAUUGUGGAUCGAAGCCCAUGCUAUGCACAGACAAGGAAACACAUCCUUUCUGAAAUUGAAACCUGGGCAAUGGAUGCCAGUAGUGAACCAGGUUACUGGAUGUUUGGCCUGGCUGGUACAGGGAAAAGCACCAUUGCAGUCUCUGUCUGUGAAAUUCUGAAAGGAAGGAAGGUGCUUGCAGCAACCUUCUUUUGUUCUCGCCAAAUACCCGAGUGCAACAAUUAUCGGCUUAUUAUCCCAACUCUUUCCUACCAACUUGUGCGGUUCUCCCGGACAUUUGCCAUGUCUGUGAAAGAAAUUUUGGCUCAAGAACCCGAUAUUGUUACCAAAAGGCCAGAGGUUCAAAUUGGAAAGCUUCUUAUUGAGCCAUGGAAAGCAGUCAUGAAAGCUGCACAAAUGGGAAGCUUCCAUCCUGUCCUUGUUCUAGAUGCUCUUGAUGAGUGUCAGGAUAUUGCAAAAGUAUUGCAACCACUUGUUUCAGCAAUCAGCAAAAAGGAGUUGCAGGGAUUGAAGUUCUUCAUAACAAGUCGGCCUGAGCCAAAGAUUCAGGCUGAGCUAAAAGCCUACUCUGCUUCAGGGAUGAAAGAAUUUAUUCUGCAUAAUGUUGAAGAAGAUAUAGUUCAGAAGGACAUAUCUGUCUAUCUCCAAAAAGAGCUUCAGCACAUAUCUCCUACAGAAGAGCAACUGUGUAUACUCACAAAGUUAUCACAACAGCUGUUUAUUUAUGCAGCUACUGUGGUUAGAUUUGUG